AUGGCAAUGCUGAAGCAGCUGACGGUGAAUGUACCUUUGGUAAAGGCAUUAGAGAAGAUGCCCAAAUACGAUAAGUUUAUGAAGGACCUUGUGAUGGAGAAGAGAAUAGUUAGCUACAAAUCAGUGGAUAUUCUUCACCAUUAUGAUGCCAUUUUAACAAGAUCCAUGGUACAAAAGAAAGUAGAUCUGGCAGCGUUCAUGAUCCCUUAUACUAUUAGGUCACUUGAUUUUGCUAAGGCCUUAUGUGAUCUCAGAGCAAGAAUUAACCCGAUGCCACUUUUUGUUUAUAUGAUAUUAGGUUUGGGGGGUCCUACACCCACUAAUAUGCAACUAGUGAUGGUAGACAGGUCAGUGAAGAGGCCAGUGGGGAUAUUGUAUGAUGUUAUAGUAAAGGUAGCCAGCUUUAUAUUUCCUACAUAUUUUGUUAUUCUAGAUUACGAGGUGGACUUCAAGGUACCCAUAAUCUUGGGCAGACCUUUCCUCAUAAUUGGGAGUAAGCUUAUUAAUUUACGAGAUGAUAAUAUACUUUUCAAACUUAAUGAUGAGGUAGUUCGGUUUAAUGUAUGCCAUUCUAUGAAGCAACACAAAGAAAUGAGUGUAUUCUCCAUUGUUGAUUUUUAUUAUGAGGAUGAGCGAGAGGUGCCGAUAGAGGAAAAAAUUGUUGUUGAAACUCUGGCUGUGGUUUUGAUAAACUUAGAUAGCGAAUGCAUUAAAGAAUAA
This is a messenger RNA of Capsicum annuum, 720 nucleotides long. RefSeq lists its product as uncharacterized. NCBI's taxonomy places the organism in Eukaryota, Viridiplantae, Streptophyta, Magnoliopsida, Solanales, Solanaceae. Bases 1 to 720 code for a protein of 239 amino acids. The record is from RefSeq and is a predicted model, not a curated record. The transcript has a single exon.